AUGCCCCUCGGGCUUACCAACGCGCCAGCGACGUUUCAGAGAGCCAUGGAUAUCCUGCUCUCUCCGUUCCGCUGGAAAUGCUGUCUGGUAUAUAUCAUCAUCUUCAGCAAAUCCUGGGAGGAGCACGUCGUCCACGUUGACGAAAUACUGUCUGUAUUGGAAAAGGCAUGUGUGAAGCUCAAGCUUCGCAAGUGCGAAUUUUUCGUCGAAAAGAUCAAGUACCUGGGCCGUGUCGUUCGGCCAGGUACAUUGGAAGUUGACGCCGCGCGAACCGCGGCAUUGGAACAAGUGAGGUACCCUCAAACGCAGACCCAGCUCAGGAGCUUCUUGGGACUUUGUAAUGUCUACCGCAGAUUCGUUCCGCAUUAUGCGAAAAUUGAGCAUCCUCUAAACCAACUACUGAAGAAAGGACAACUGCUCCAGUUGGAAGGAUUGGACGAACCAUGCGAAAAAGAUUUUCAUAAGCUCAAAGACGCUAUCUUGGAGCCACCGGUGUUGGCGCUGCCGAAGAAGGACCUACCAUACUCGGUAGACACCGAUGCAAGCGACUAUCAAAUCGGCGCUGCAUUAUUUCAAACGCAUCCGGAUGCGCAACGUAAACCCAUCCGGUUCUUUUCAAGAACGUUAGCUGCAGCCGAGAGAAACUAUUCUGUAUCAGAAAAAGAAUGUCUAGCGGUAAUUUGGGCCGUACAGACUUUAGGACCAUAUCUAUAUGGCGAGCACUUCGUUGUGCAUACCGACUAUGCCUCAUUGAGGCAGUUGAUGAACGUAACUGACCCCAGCGGGAGACUAAUCCGAUGGAGGCUCCGCCUCUCGGAAUUUGAUUUCGAAAUCAAGUACAAGAAGGGCAAGGCGAAUAGUCAAGCUGAUGCCCUGUCAAGAUUACGGACCGCAGAAGAAACUCUCAUUCGCGAGCAAGCCGUCGACCCCUUCUGCAACCGAAUCAAGGAAGAAAUGGAUGCCGGAAAGGUGAGAACGUUCAGCAUGGAGACCGAGGAAUUCGAAGGAACUCUAUGCCGUACCGCGGCGGAGUUUGCACAAGUGGUGAUACCACAAUCGUUAAGGGACCGCGUCCUAUCGUUAAGCCAUUACGCAAAAUUGGCAGGACGCCCGGGAGGCAGGAAACUUUACAAGACAUUGAGAAGAUAUUUUUAUUGGCCCACGAUGGCCCUAGACUGCUACGCAGUCGCGAAGAAUUGCGCCGCAUGUGCGCGGGAAAGGGUGAAGUUAAGAAGAAACACGAAGGAAAUGAAGCUGUUCACGCCCAAAGCCCCCCUGGAGUUUGUCGCCAUCGACAUCCUCGGCGAGCAAAUUACACGUAAACGAGGAAAUCGGUAUAUUCUCGUGAUCAGCGAUCGAUACUCGAAACUGGUACGAACCGUACCGUUGAAGAAGAUAUCAGCUGCGUACAUCGCACAAGCCUUCGUUCACCAUUUGGUAUUCGUGUACGGACCGCCGGUCAAGCUGCUGUCCGACAAUGGAACACAGUUCACGGCCCGGUUCUUUCAGAACGUCUGCCGAAUUCUCGGCAUAUGCAAUGUGUUCACGACUACAUACCACCCGCAAUCCAACGGCCAAGUUGAGAGGUUUAACCGCACGCUGACUUCCGCGUUGCGAAAAUAUGUUGGAGAGCAUCCCAAGGACUGGGACCUAUUUAGCGACGCUGUGACGUUCGCAUACAACACGCAAGUUCAUCGAACUACGAAUAUCGCGCCCUUCGAGCUGGUGUUAGCUCGGGCGCCGAGAAGCAUUGCGUUACAAGCACAGCCAAGUUUGGAAGGAUUUAGCUCGAAUCGAGCAUACUACCUGAAAUGGCAGUCGUGGUUGGAAAGCCUGAUAAAAGGCGCUGGUAAGAGCUUGCGGAAAGAACAAGCGCGCUACAAGCGAAAUUUCGACGCAAGGCUCCGCAAGUCGAAGUAUGACAUCCCUUCAGGAUCAUACGUAUUCCUUCGGAAAGAGCAAGGCACUGCCACCGAGCCGAAACAUAAGUUGGCACAAGUGGCUACGGGUCCAUAUCAAGUGAAGGAGUCAACUGAGAAUACGGUCGUCAUUGCCAUCGGCGACCAGGAAGAGCGCGUGUCGCGAGAUCGAGUCGAAUUAGCCCCUAGUCCCAUGGGCUACACGCCGAUAGUCCGGCUACGACAAGCGUUACAAUUCCUCAACCGAGAAGGGGAACGAGAAGAACCCGCCGCGCAAGCGAAGGAUAGGACGGAUGACGGACCUCUGAUAAAUCAAGAAGCUGCGGGCAUCUCGCCCGAUCUACAAGAGAUGGGAGGUUCGGAAGAGCAGGAUGAGGAUGAGUCGCUGGCUCUUCGGAAGGGGGACGGAGAGUUGGACACGCAGGAAGAAGGAGCUGGGAGUCAGGAGUAUGUGAUCGACAAGAUCGUGGACCACGGCUACGACGGGGAGAAAUUAAUUCUCAAAGUGAGAUGGUAUGGGUAUACCCUCAAGGACGCAACGUGGGAACCCAUCGAGUAA
Messenger RNA from Chondrus crispus (carragheen), 2478 nucleotides. RefSeq lists its product as hypothetical. The transcript is spliced from 2 exons. Bases 1 to 2478 code for a protein of 825 amino acids. Gene Ontology annotation, biological process: DNA integration. Gene Ontology annotation, molecular function: nucleic acid binding. The record is from RefSeq and is a predicted model, not a curated record. Lineage: Eukaryota; Rhodophyta; Florideophyceae; Gigartinales; Gigartinaceae.